GCUCCUCAUUAGCUUUUAUCUUAUUAAUGGAGCAGGUUUAAAAACCUUUUCCUUUGCAGAGGAGGCUUUAGAAGGUUGUUGAGGCUGAUCCAAAGUUUGGGAGACAUGUCAGCCGCGCAGGGACUCCUGAACAGCGUCUUUUCCUGCUCAUCCCCUGCUUCCAAAGCCAUAGCCAAGAGGAGACUGCGCCAAACCCGCAGCCUGGACCCUGCAAUCAUCCGGCACUGCGGCACCGGGACCGAUGGGCAGUUUACGGCUGCGGACGCAGGUGCGCCACAGAAUGCCAAGCUGGCUUUACGCACCAAGAUCCCCAAUCUGAAAGAACCCAUCACACCAUCGCUCUCCUCUCCUUCGAUACCUACAUGCGUUUCUCCAUCCUCUAAUUUCCACUUCGACUACGAGAUCGCCAAGCGCCCAAAAAGGAAUACCGCGGGGGAUUUACCGUUUAUGGUGAGGGGAUCCAGCGCUGCGCCUUCGGGGAGCACCGGCGCGCUCUUCUCGCCGCGGAGGUGGCUCCAACGGAAAGUGCAGCCAUCCUGCCCUCACGCCUAUAUUGUGUGGAAAUCAGAGGGAGAUUUCACCUGGAGCAGCCUGUCAGGGCGGAGUGUACGCCUGACUCCAGUCGCCAUCCAGAGCCUGUCAGAGCUGGAAAGAGCCAGGCUGCAGGAAGUAGCCUAUACCCGCUUACUCCAGGACUAUGACCUGGGAUGUCAAAUAACAAUCCCAAAGGAUGGACAGAAGAGGAAAAAGUCAUUAAGAAGAAAGCUGGACUCUCUAGCCAAAGAAAAGAGUAAAGACAAAGAGUGCGUACCCCAGGCCUUUAGCAUACCCCUUUCCCAGGUCAUCGCUAACGACAGAACACACAGACAGCGACAGGAUGCUUACCGCCUGGACCCCCCACAGCGGGAGGAGCACAAAGACUCCUCUGACCUUGUGUCAUCAAUUUUGCAGUUUGCCACCAAGCGGCCAUCGAACAAAGAAUUGUCCAGCAGUAACUCCUCACUCAGCUCCACGUCAGAGACGGCCAAUGAGUCAACGUCACCCAACACCCCCGAGUCUGCACCACGUGUUCGCAGGAGGGGUGGCAUGUCCGUGGAUUCCAUCACAGACCUAGACGACAACCAGUCCCGCCUUCUAGAGGCGUUGCAGCUCUCCCUGCCAGCUGAAACGCCGAGUAAGAAGGAAAAGCACAGGGACAAACGUCUAAGCCUGAAUCCCAUCUAUCGUCAGGUUCCCCGGGUGGUGGACAGCUGCUGUCAGCACAUCGAGAAAUACGGUUUGCAGACUGUGGGGAUCUUCAGAGUGGGAAGCUCUAAGAAGAGAGUAAGACAACUGCGGGAGGAGUUUGAUCGGGGUAUCGAUGUGCAGCUGGAUGAGGAGCACAGCGUACAUGAUGUGGCAGCUCUGCUAAAGGAGUUCCUCAGGGACAUGCCUGACCCUCUUCUAACCAGGGAGCUCUACACAGCCUUCAUCAACACCACAUUGUUGGAGCUGGAUGAGCAGCACAGCGUCACUCAGCUGCUCAUUUACCUGCUCCCAGCAUGCAACAGCGACACUCUGCAUCGCCUGCUUGAGUUCCUGUCCACCGUGGCAGACCAUGCCAACGACCAGCACACGAAGGAGGGUCAGGAGAUUCCGGGGAACAAAAUGACAUCUUUAAACCUCGCCACCAUCUUUGGGCCUAACCUGCUCCACAAACAGAAGAGCUCAGAUAAAGAGUUCAGCGUCCAGAGCUCAGCCAGGGCGGAGGAGAGCACCGCCGUCAUCGCGGUGCUGCAGAGGAUGAUCGCUGGUUGUCAAACGCUCUUCAUGGUCCCCCCUGAUCUGCAGAAUGAAGUUUUGAUGAGCCUUUUGGAGACUGAUCCAGAUGUGGUUGACUACCUUCUUAGGAGGAAAGCCUCACAGAGUCCUGACCUCCUUCAGCCCGAAGAGCCCUUCAGUCUGAGCGAGCGACGUUCAUCCAGCGAUUCAAACAAGGUGUCUAGUGGGGAAGUUUCUCCUUAUGACAACAAUUCGCCAGUGCUGAGUGAGCGCAGAGGGGACCCAGGGAGUCUGGCCGGUGAUCAGCAGUUCCCUGUGGUGGAGUCGGUGGCUGACUGGGGUCGAGAGCCUUCAAAAGAGGAACAUGCCAACAUUUGGGGCACGUGGCACAGCACUCUCAAACCAGCUCUCAAGAACCAAUCAUAUGCAAGUUCCCAUUGCAACAUGUCAGAGGAAAGCUCUCGCAGCUCUCAGGAAGGUCUUGAUGGUCUCCAUAGUGAUGUCAAAGUCCCGACAGACACAAAACGAACUCAUACAGCACUAGAGUGCAGAACCCACCCUCAUGUAUCCCGCCUGUGCACAGCCCCUCACUCAGACACAGGGCGACCUCGCCUGCAGCUGAACAUUAACCCUACUAUGACAUCCCACCUGAACAGCAUGCCGGGCUCCAUUCGAUUCCCAAGCGAAAGACGCUCCCCUCCCCCUUACAAUGCCCAUCACCGUGUGGCCAGCUCUCAGAGCUCCCCGCAGCUUGCAACACCUUCACGGCCUCAGCUGCAACCGGGCAGGCCCAUCACGACGCACACCAACUCGGGCCAAGCGGUUCCGCCGAGUUCAGAGUGGCAGGACUGGCAGCGGGAACGGUGGCAAAUCUGGCAGCUGCUCUCCUCGGACAAUGCUGACACACUGCCGGAGACGCUGGUGUGAUUUUGGACCGUACGCUCCAGCAUAACCCCAGCUUAUUUUUGUUCGUUCUUUUUCCAUCUCGGCGCCAUGAAGUUGUUUACAUGCGCAGCUGCUGCCUUAUCCGGAUCUUUGUUUUUUUUUUUUUUAUUAUUCUUUAUAUAUGAACCACUAGCAUUUCUUCUUUGUAUGGAUUUUAUGACCUCUCUUUUUCAGCCCUUAUGUUUCUUGAGUUAGGAGCCCACCAAAAAUACCUCAAAUUAUAUAAACCUUUGAGAAUAAACACCAAGUAUUCUGCUAUGUCAGCUUAGCCUAAUCGAUGGAAAAUAUUUGCUUCUUUGCAGUUUUAAAAAAUAUUUUAUUGCUUUUUUUUUUUUUUUUACACAAAUUAUGAUGUACACAUUAUUUGCUGCUAAUAUUUUUGUGCAUACUAUUAAAUUUAUUCAGCCACAUGCUUUAAUGUUAAAUGUUGGACUGUAUCAUAUGUAAUAUAAUGUAACAUAUGUAUGUCGUUUUCCUCAGAAUAUCUACCUAAAAUCAAAACAGUUUCUUUGCUUGUUAAAAGUUUUUGUCCAUAUUCCGUUAUUCUAAAGUAAAUUUUAACAGAAGUAACGUGCUUUAAACCCGUGUCGGACUGCAGAAACAUUGUGCCAAACUCUACUAUAGGAACUUGAGUUUUCAGGAUUGUUUUGGGUCUGCUAGUUUCUUUCAUGGGCAUUUGGACAAUUUCAGAGAUUGUAAUAAGAUUUCUUUAUGUUU
Molecule: messenger RNA, 3423 nt
Organism: Cyprinodon tularosa
Lineage: Eukaryota; Metazoa; Chordata; Actinopteri; Cyprinodontiformes; Cyprinodontidae
Product: rho GTPase-activating protein 6
Exons: 14
Coding region: 106-2688 (860 amino acids)
Biological process (GO): signal transduction
Source: RefSeq, a predicted model, not a curated record